Molecule: messenger RNA, 1446 nt
Organism: Penicillium soppii
Lineage: Eukaryota; Fungi; Ascomycota; Eurotiomycetes; Eurotiales; Aspergillaceae
Product: WD40 repeat domain-containing protein
Exons: 3
Coding region: 1-1446 (481 amino acids)
Biological process (GO): protein localization to mitotic spindle pole body; mitotic sister chromatid segregation; microtubule anchoring at mitotic spindle pole body
Cellular component (GO): mitotic spindle; MWP complex; microtubule organizing center
Molecular function (GO): protein binding
Source: RefSeq, a predicted model, not a curated record
AUGGACGCGUCAACAGGUCCAGGAGCUCCCUUGAAUCUUCACUUUUCUGAAGAUGGUCUCUAUGCUGCCCAUGUCGGUGGGAAAGCUCUGGUCGUGCAUUCAAAUGUAGCUUCUGAAAGCAAAGAGGUACAGCUCGCAAGACUUAAAGAAAUCCCAGUCAAAUCCCUUAAAUUCUUCAACUUUGGAAAUGCUUCUGGCCUAUCACAUGAUGAGAUUGCCCCUAGGCGGCGUAUUUUAUCCGCCAACGAUAGCCGCAUUUCGGUUUGGCAGGUCAACCCUUUGGGAAUAUUUGCCGAUAUUGAGAGCAUCGAGCCAGGGACAUUGGCCGUCGAUUUUGGGUGCGAUGAAAAUGAGGUCCUGGUAUUUCAUGCGUGGAACACAAAGAUGAGCAUCCACUCAUUAGAUACUGGCCGCAGCUCAGUCAUCAAAACACCCAAAUUUGCACAUCAUCUCGGGUUCGGCUAUCGCCCAAAAACCAGGCAACUCGCCAUUUUGCUGAAACCGGACACAUCUGACUUGCUGACAGUUCACGAGCCCCGCUCUUAUGAACUCGUCAACAGAGCUGUACUUUCAACUAUCGAUGCACAGGGCCUGAAAUGGAGCCCAGAUGGCAAGUGGAUUGCCGUUUGGGAUGCUGCAAGCGCAGGCACAAAGGUGCUCAUCUUCACAGCUGAUGGUCAGCUUUUUAGAACUUAUACUGGGCCUUCUGGGGUAGAUGAUACGUUCGACUUGGGGAUAAAACAAAUUGAAUGGAGUCCAGCUUCUGAUCAAGGCACCUGUCAAACAUUGGCCGUCGGCAAAGUCAAUGGCAAUAUCGACCUACUCCGAACCCGUACAUUUUCCUCCGCUACAACACUCUCACAUGUAUUCCAAGCAGACCAACAAUGUAUCUGGCGCGAACGAUAUACCAGUGCAGCAGGUGAUGCUGAAUAUGCCGAAACAUCCAGCUCCUCUGCAUUCAACAUGAGUCCUGAAACAGCGGGACCACCCCGGGGUGUCUUGACAAUGGCUUUCAGCCCGGACGGUCGUCUGCUAGCCAGUGUCGAUACCUCACGACAGAAUGUUGUCUGGAUCUGGUCGCUCGAAUCUACCCCAAGACUCGCAUCAGCCUUGGUUCAUGAACAACCUGUUAGACAAAUUGCUUGGCAUGCUUCAACGCCUCAGCUACUGAUCAACACUAUGUCCAAUGGGUUGCCUACUAUUCGAUGGUGGUCACCCCAAGAUCAUCCUGUGAUUGCGCAGGUCCCCGUUCAGAGGAAUGAGAGUGGGAAAUACGAUAUGAAGUGGGCUAUAGACUCAAACGUUGACUCUGUAUUCUGGUUCGGAUCAUCGGAAGAACAUGUCAUUGGAUACCUAUCUGCCCAAAACGGCGGCGUGGAGUUUGAGGUGCUAAACUUGGUAAGCAGCAAAUCCAGUGUGGCCCAUGGAGGCAGCCUAGGUCGAUAA